AUGCGCAGCAGCAGCAUAAUAGCCUUUUCAGAAGGGGCUUUGAGCCGUUCUUCUUCCGUGGGUCCCUUCCCCCCCAAGUACACCACAUACGACAGCAGCAGCUACAGCAACAGCAGCAGCAGCAGCAGCAGCAGCAGCAGCAGCAGUUGCUGCAGCAAUGUAUGCAGGAGGAUAUGCAGCAGCAUCGACUGGCUGCUGACGGAGUGUCUAUGCCCCCCCUUUGACUUGUCUUUCCAGCAGCGGCUGCGGCAGCAGCAGCGGUUUCUGCUGCUGUUUUUUACUCUUAGUGCUGUUGCUGCUGCCUAUCCUUUUGUUUUUCUUUCGGUUAUAGAGGCCCACUAUCCAGACAUAAGACCUGUACAUCUCCCCAAGGCUCUAACAGCAGCAGCAGCAGCAGCAGCAGCAGCAGCAGCAGCAGAUACAGACGCAGAUACACCUGAUGCUACAACAACACCCGCAGCAACAGCAGCAGCAACACCUGCUGCAGCAGCAGCACCAGCAGCAAAUGAAGCAGCAGGCAGACACAAGUUCCUAACCAGGCAAGGCAUCAACGAUUCUACCGAUGCAGCAGCAGCAGCAGCAGCAGCAGCAGAGCAGCAGCAGCAGCAGCAGCAGCAGAUGCAGCAGCAGCAGCGGAAGAAGAGGAAUCAGAUGCAGCAGCAGACGGCGAAGCAUUGGCAGCAACUUCUGCUGCUGAUGAAGAACAAACAGCAGCAGCAGCAGCAGCAACAACAGACGAAGCAGCAGCAGCUGAAUCUCGCCCAGCAGCAGAUGCCUCAAGAGCAGCAGCAGAUACAGAUGCAGAUGCAGCAGCAGCAGCAGCAGCAGCAGCAGCAGCAGCAGCAGCAAGAGGCGCAUCAUCGAUGUCUUUAA
Molecule: messenger RNA, 873 nt
Organism: Eimeria mitis
Lineage: Eukaryota; Apicomplexa; Conoidasida; Eucoccidiorida; Eimeriidae
Source: RefSeq, a predicted model, not a curated record